Cryptococcus amylolentus CBS 6039 is the source of this 2864-nucleotide messenger RNA. RefSeq lists its product as hypothetical. Bases 552 to 2750 code for a protein of 732 amino acids. The transcript is spliced from 6 exons. The record is from RefSeq and is a predicted model, not a curated record. Gene Ontology annotation, cellular component: mitochondrion; cortical endoplasmic reticulum; endoplasmic reticulum-plasma membrane contact site. Gene Ontology annotation, biological process: intracellular sterol transport. Gene Ontology annotation, molecular function: sterol transfer activity; sterol binding. NCBI's taxonomy places the organism in Eukaryota, Fungi, Basidiomycota, Tremellomycetes, Tremellales, Cryptococcaceae.
CCUCAGCACCGGCCAUGGCCACCAUCUUCAACAAAUUCCGCAAAUCAUCCCAGUCAGACGCUCGCAGCAGGCGCUCCGCAUCUACCAACUCCACCUCGGGCCCUCUCUCCGACGACGACGCCCCCCGCACAUCCACCGCCCCCUCCCCCUCCCCCAGCAGGAGAACAGGCGCCUCGGGAAGCCUCUUUGUCGAAGACCUUGCCCCGCCCACCACCCCAUCCAGCAACAACAACACUGUAACAUCGAGCGGCGCCACUGAAUCGCGUACUCCCAACAGACCAGGUGACCUCUCAGUACCCAACUCGGCGCAGCAGCAGCCUCUUGGCACUCCCAAAUUCACCCUCACGCAGGACGGGUCCAACAGCCCCCGAAGCUUUGACGGGAGUCCUGUGCAGGAUCGCAGCCCCGCCAUGAAUCACGACAAUGGAUCCAACGAACCUGUAGGUCUCGGCUUUGGCAAAUCGAACCCCGGAGCUUCUGAUGUCAGUUUGUGUCCUUGUCCUCAUCUGCAUCUCCAUGAUCCCCCAAGAUCCCCACUAUGAGCCUUGCAGAUGCUGACGCCAAUACAGGAAGACGACCUCGAGACUCCCACCCUCGAUUCUAGCUUUCCCAGCACCUCCGCCAACCGCGUUUCCGCAGUGUCUAUCGCCGCUGACCCGUCGUCGCGUGAACGUGCCAGCUCCCUCGCAUUCUCCGAAGGCAAUGUCCGGUCGCGCAGUGGCUCUAUGGUGUCCCGCAUAACCAACAGACACGGGCCUGCCUCGCCCAAUAGUCUCAUGCCCGACGAUCAGAAGGGCUCGGUGUCGAGCAAAAAGUCGCGCAAGAAGAGGGACCGUCGAAGGUCGGUCACUUCGACUGCCUCGGGACAAUCGUCAUUGGCGGCGCUCGCAAGGGGUGGCCUGCAAAUGGCUGGACCUGGGACAAUUGGGGAUGAACUCCAUAUCAAGCAGCACAAAGGGCGAAGGGCCACAAGUCCUCUCAAGAGGAGCCCGUACCUCACUCGAGGAGAGGAGGGCGAUGGGGACGAGUUGGACGACGAGUACGGGGAAGGGCUCGACGAUGAUGAUGACGAUGAUAGCGACUUGGAAGACACACUGUCGGUGUUGGGGUAUGCUGUGGCGAGCAACAGGCGGAACGCCGACUUUCAUCAAGUGUUCCCUAGCGUCGAUGAGGGGGACUAUCUCAUUGACGACUAUGGCUGUGCCUACGCCAAGGAUAUUCUUGUUCAAGGUCGCGCAUACAUUUCUGAAAAUUACAUUUGCUUUCAUGCCAACAUCUUUGGCUGGACCACUGACCUGGUCAUCCCUUUCACGGAAAUCAAAAGUAUAGAAAAGAAGAUGACCGCCCUCGUCAUUCCCAAUGCCAUCGGCAUAAACACCGCCACAGCCCGAUAUACAUUCGCAUCCUUCAUCUCUCGAGACACCGUCUACGAUGUCAUGAUGAACAUCUGGCGCCUCUGCAAUCCCAACGCAGUCAUGUCCUCUCUCUCCCUCCCCGGCACGAAUAAUUCCCGCCCUGCGUCCAUCUCCGGCGAGCUCGCUGACGCCGAAGGCGAUGCGCCUUCGGGCCCCUCGGCUGGGCAACAGAUCGCUGGAGCGAGCGUCAAGGGUGCUGGAUCAGAGACGCAUAAACCCACACAAUGCGCAUGUGGGAAGGACGGGAAGCAUUACCCCGAGAUAGCGUUGGAAGCAACUUUCCCGAGUACACCAGAGAAGGUUUACAACCUCAUGUUUAACAGUGGAUGGUUGAAGACCUUUUUGAGUGAUAGCCAGCAAUUACGAGAUAUCGAGUACUCGGACUGGCGCACCGGAGAAGGGUCAGACCAGCUCACCCGCUCACUAUCCUAUAUCAAACCUCUCAAUGGCUCCAUUGGCCCAAAGCAGACCACCUGCCACAUUACUGAUUCGCGCGUUCAUUUCGAGCCCGAAGAGUACAUUGCGAUGGUGACUACCACGAGGACACCAGAUGUGCCGAGCGGAGGCGUGUUUAGCGUCAUGACAAGGACUUGCUUCAUGUGGGCCGGGGGAAACUCGACCAAGGUUGUCGUUACCACCGGGGUUGAAUGGACUGGAAAGAGCUGGAUCAAGGGAAUCAUUGAAAAGUCUGCCAUAGACGGCCAAAAGACUUACCAUGACGACCUCAAACUGUCCAUGCUCUCCUACAUCCAAUCCCACAUCUCUGAAUUCCUUCCUCCCGGUGCCCAGGCAUCUGUCGAUACACCGGUCUCUGGAACUCCUGCGGCUGAAGUCGCCGCUGCCGCCGAUAAGCAGACUGAGGCGCAAGAGUAUGCCAAAAAGGCGAGGAAGGAUAGACAGGAGCAGGACUGGGGCAUGGUGCAAGCGGGAGUCGAUUCGCUCGUGGCCGGAGGGAAGGGCGUCGUCUCUGGAUUCAAGUUCUGUGUGGAUGGGCUGAGCGACCUGAUCUUCCCCUCGGGGCUGUCAAAACAAUCUGUAACGACCCUCGUCAUCAUCGUCCUCGUGAUCUCCAAUGUCUGGACAUAUAUCGCCUUCUCUGGUGGCCAGCAGCGAUCAUUUCUAGAGCGUCGCUCGGCUAAACGUGGGAAUGACGAAGUGGCCGAGGCGGUCAAGAUGGUGCUCGGGCAGAGGAGAGAUCCGGUUCAGGAGGCGCAGGAGCUGGUCAGGGUUUUGGACUUUGUGGAAAGGAGAUUGGGCAAGUUGAGGGAAGAAGCGAAAGAGCUGGGUGACAGCGCGGUGCGAGGUGGGGAGAACAAUGGAGAGGAUCUCGACUAAAGAUUGCCUUUUGCGUGUUGAAUGUUCAACUUUUUGCGCGGAAUGGGUUGUGCGUUCCAUUUGUACGAGUACUAUGCCGACGAGAUAUGCCGACGAAUCUGAUGCAUUCGGAUG